This is a messenger RNA of Chionomys nivalis (European snow vole), 1717 nucleotides long. It is a transcript of the gene Rgp1, whose product is annotated as RGP1 homolog, RAB6A GEF complex partner 1. The coding region runs from base 389 to 1564 and encodes 391 amino acids. Gene Ontology annotation, cellular component: Ric1-Rgp1 guanyl-nucleotide exchange factor complex; Golgi membrane. Lineage: Eukaryota; Metazoa; Chordata; Mammalia; Rodentia; Cricetidae. The record is from RefSeq and is a predicted model, not a curated record. Gene Ontology annotation, biological process: retrograde transport, endosome to Golgi. The transcript has 9 exons.
GGUCCGAGGCUCCAGGGUCUCCAGGGCUGGGUACCGGGUCCCUCCGGCCGGUAUCCCCAGCGCCCGCGCUCAGGUGCCGCAGCUGGGAGGGUGACCCGGAGCCCAGGGACCACCCGAACCCCUUCCGGUCGGAAGCACCCCGCAGGUCGGACCGGAAGGGGCGCCUUAACCCUGCAGUGUGACAAAGGAAGUCCCGCCUCUGCCGCUCCGCUGACACCGCGGACGCCACCGAUUUCCGAGCCGGUCUCGGAGGGGCGGGCAGGUGAGGACCUCCAUCUAGGAGUCCGCGUUUGUAUCCAGAGACGUGGCGCGCAGCGGUGUCCUGAGCUAGGAUGUGGAGCCUCGAGGGGAGCAGAGACAAAGGCAAAGAUUUGUUUCUGGAGCUGCCAUGAUUGAAGUGGUGGCUGAACUGAGUCGAGGUCCUGUAUUUCUGGCGGGGGAGGCUCUGGAAUGUUUAGUGACUGUCACUAAUCCCCUGCCCCCGACCGCCACUUCUGCAUCCAGUGAGGCUCUGGCCUGGGCCAGUGCCCAGAUCCACUGCCAGUUCCAUGCCAGUGAGAGUCGAGUAGCCCUGCCACCCCCGGACUCUAGUCAGCCAGAUGUCCAGCCUGACAGCCAGACUGUCUUUCUGCCACACCGAGGUGAGAGGGGUCAGUGUAUUCUUUCUACUCCACCAAAAAUUCUGUUUUGUGACUUGAGGCUAGACCCUGGCGAGUCCAAAUCAUACUCCUACAGCGAAGUGCUGCCCACAGAGGGACCACCUUCCUUUCGGGGUCAGUCAGUCAAGUACGUCUACAAAUUGACCAUUGGCUGCCAGCGUGUCAACUCGCCCAUCACUUUACUCAGGGUCCCUUUGAGAGUUCUUGUGCUGACUGGUCUUCAGGAUGUCCACUUUCCCCAGGAUGAGGCGGUGGCUCCAACCAGUCCGUUCUUAGAGGAGGACGAAAGUGGCAAGAAGGGCUCAUGGCUAGCCGAGCUGGCCGGGGAGCGCCUCAUGGCUGCCACCUCCUGCCGCAGCCUCCAUCUGUACAAUAUCAGUGAUGGCCGAGGGAAAGUUGGGACAUUUGGUAUCUUCAAAUCUGUGUACAGACUCGGCGAGGAUGUGGUGGGGACCUUAAACUUAGGGGAAGGAACUGUAGCCUGUUUGCAGUUUUCAGUAAGCUUGCAGACUGAAGAGCGUGUACAGCCUGAAUACCAGCGGCGCCGCGGGACAGGAGUUGCCCCUUCGGUGUCCCACGUGACACAUGCCCGGCACCAAGAGUCCUGCCUCCAUACAACUAGAACCAGCUUCUCCCUCCCCAUCCCUCUUUGCUCUACCCCUGGCUUCUGCACUGCCAUCGUGUCCUUGAAGUGGCGACUGCAUUUUGAGUUUGUAACAUCCCGGGAACCAGGAUUGGUUCUUCUGCCCCCAUUGGAGCAGCCUGAACCUGCGACCUGGACGGGGCCUGAGCAGGUGCCUGUAGACACCUUCAGCUGGGACCUCCCCAUCAAAGUGCUUCCUACGAGCCCCACCCUGGUCUCAUAUGCUGCCCCAGGCCCCAGCACCAGCAGUAUAACUAUCUGAAGGUGGCCCACAUACCCACCAUGGCACUAGUUUCUUCAAGACAUUGAAAACCCAACAGCUGGACCCGGUGGGGCCCGCUUUUCCCACCCGGGGCCCUGCCGCACAGCGAUGAGAACCAGGCUUUCAGCUGUGGCAUUGAUUUAUUUAUUCAGA